CACACCUCUCUCUCGGCAGUGAUUCCCUUUCUCUAUUUCCUUGGGUCAAAACUUUUGGGCUGGCUUGGCUGGAGAGCGGAGGGGGCGAGGUGAGCCCGGGCGCGCGGGCUGCAGGUGCAUCGGCCGGGGCGGGGGGGAGCGCGGCCCACCCCCGGGACUCGCGCACACCCCGCGCCGGGGAUGCCUGCGGAAUGAUCGCCCCCCGGGGCCCCAGCUCCCGCUUCCCGCCUCUGCUCCACUCGCCUCUGCUGGCGGGCGGAGAGCGCCGCUGAUGAGGGGCUCGUCUCUGCAGUGAGCGCCGCGCGGCUCCCUCCGAAGAGGGGCCACAGACACCCAGAGCAGGAUGCAGGCGACCGCCAACCUCCUCAACCUCCUGCUCCUGGCGUUGCUGGCUGCAUUGGACCCCUCCAAGACUCAGAUUAGUCCCAAAGAAGGCUGGCAAGUGUACAGCUCUGCCCAGGACCCAGACGGACGAUGCAUUUGUACUGUGGUUGCUCCAGAACAAAACCUGUGUUCCCGAGAUGCCAAAAGCAGGCAGCUUCGCCAACUGCUGGAAAAGGUUCAAAACAUGUCCCAGUCUAUUGAAGUUUUAAACUUGAGAACACAGAGAGAUUUCCAAUAUGUGCUAAAAAUGGAAACCCAAAUGAAAGGGCUGAAGGCCAAGUUUCGGCAGAUUGAAGAUGAUCGGAAGACACUAAUGACCAAGCAUUUUCAGGAGUUGAAAGAGAAGAUGGAUGAACUUCUACCCUUGAUCCCUGUGUUGGAGCAAUACAAAACAGAUGCCAAGCUGAUCACACAGUUCAAGGAGGAAAUACGCAAUCUUUCUGCUGUUCUCACAGGGAUUCAGGAGGAAAUAGGUGCUUAUGACUAUGAGGAACUACAUCAAAGGGUGCUUAGUUUGGAAACCAGACUACGUGACUGCAUGAAAAAGCUAACAUGUGGAAAGUUGAUGAAAAUCACUGGCCCAAUUACAGUCAAGACAUCUGGAACCCGAUUUGGUGCAUGGAUGACAGACCCUUUGGCAUCUGAAAAAAAUAACAGAGUCUGGUACAUGGACAGUUAUACUAACAAUAAAAUUGUCCGAGAGUACAAGUCAAUGGCAGACUUCGUCAGUGGGGCAGAAUCAAGGACAUACAACCUUCCCUUCAAGUGGGCUGGAACUAAUCAUGUGGUCUACAACGGCUCCCUCUAUUUUAAUAAGUAUCAGAGCAACAUCAUCAUCAAAUACAGCUUUGAUAUGGGGAGAGUGCUUGCCCAACGAAGCCUCGAGUAUGCUGGCUUUCACAAUGUGUACCCCUACACGUGGGGUGGAUUCUCUGACAUCGACUUGAUGGCUGAUGAAAUAGGACUGUGGGCUGUGUAUGCAACUAACCAGAAUGCAGGCAAUAUUGUCAUCAGCCAGCUCAACCAAGACACCCUGGAGGUGAUGAAGAGCUGGAGCACCGGGUAUCCCAAGCGAAGCGCAGGGGAGUCUUUCAUGAUCUGUGGGACGCUGUAUGUCACAAACUCCCACUUAACUGGAGCCAAGGUGUAUUACUCCUAUUCUACCAAAACCUCCACCUAUGAGUACACGGACAUUCCCUUUCACAACCAAUACUUCCACAUAUCCAUGCUUGACUACAAUGCGAGGGAUAGAGCCCUUUAUGCCUGGAACAACGGUCACCAGGUCCUGUUUAAUGUCACUCUCUUCCACAUCAUUAAGACUGAGGAUGAUACAUAAGCUAGUGUAGCUUGUUUUCAUUGAUGUAAAGAGUCGUGUGUGAUCAGCUCUAUAAUACCCCUUCUCUCCCUUAUUAUAAAUUUUCAUCAUUUCUCCAAAGCAUCGUUAUCAUAGAAAUUGGUGUUUUAGAAAACAACUGAGUGUGUCUAAAGUUAACUGUUGAAAAUGCAUCUUAAUUCUUAAAUUUGCAAGGCCUGUCAUGUCCUUGUCAUGAAAAACACUAAAGGGAGCUUACAUGGUUAAAGUCAUAGUUUUGCAAAUAAUUCAUGAUCUGCCUUAUAUUAGAGUCAAAGACUAAUGGUGGCUUAAAUGCAUGAAUGUCUUUUAUUUUUGACUGUAAUUUUUUUACUGUCCUUUGCUCCACAUCAAGAAAUAUUUUGGUAGGAAUUAGGAGGAAAAAAAGCACUUUCCCCCCGUUUAUUUCUAAAAAAAAUAUUAAAUAUUUAAUUUAUAUGGGAAAUAAUAUAUUACUUUGCUGUUAUACAAUUCUCUGAUGCGGUGCUCUACAGUCAUUUUUAAAUCUCUUGCUAAUAUGUAUUUCUACCAUUGUAACCACCAUUGUGCAAUUCUAUCUCUUCACUUCUGUGAAAGUAAUAUUUUUAAAAAAUACACUGAAGUUUAAUCUCAGUAAUUAUUAUAGGUAAGUUUUCGAGCGUGGUUAAGAAGAAAAUAUCUUUUCUGUUUAUCCUUACAAGGCAUCAUAAUCUAAAAAGAAAAAAACAACUGGGUCCCUUAAAUAGGUACUGAUUUACCAAAAGACUAUUGGACCGCUGACCCUGGAUGAUGAAAGCGGUUCACCAAUUACACUAUUAGCUUACAGUUGCUUGAAAAGAUGCAGCUGAGUCGCUCAGAGUCACAAAAAUUGGAUAUGACUUGACUCAAAUAAAUUUUGUCCUUUACAAAUAAUUAUACAAGUAUCUUAACAAUAUUAUAAUGCUACAUGCAAUAAUGCAAUUCUAAGGAACAUAGAUAGGAUCAGAAUUCUAAAAAAACAUGAAGCACACCUAAGAAUUCAUAAAAUAAAAAUUUCUAUAAUGUCAACUAGACUUAUAGCAUGAGCACUGGAGAAUUAUUGGCAAGACUUGUGUUCGAGAAAAUGACGGGAAAACAUGGGAGUUGCCUAUUGGGUGAAAAUGUUGAAAUAACUAAUUCAGAAAACAAGAUUGGAAAGCUCUUCCAUGUUCAGAUCCCUGAUUCAUUGUGUGUAUGAAGAAUGUAAUCAAAAGAGAAAGGUUUAAAAAUAUUUUAUAACUCCAAAACCAUAUAAUCAAUAUAUAUCAAAUAUGUCACAAAGUUGAGUUUGGAUGUAAUUUCCAUACCUUAAAAAUACCUAAGCAGUUUCACAAAAACUCAUAUGGGAACUAGUAUGGUUUUAUAAUUUAAAAAGCAUAUUCUAAUAAAUGACAUAUAUGAAUUAUUAUAAAUGUUUAGUUUCACAUACAUAGUAUCCUAUUUUCUUUGUAAAGAUAUAAGAUAAAACAUUAUGUUAAAAAUAGUAUUAUGGAAAUAAUUCACUUUAAAUGUGACAGAUAAAAGAGAAUUCUCAAUCAUCUUACUGUCAAAAUUGUAGGAUUAAGUAAACAAAUCCUAAAAUUGUUAGUUUAACAAUGAUUAUAUUUUGCCUACAAAAUUAGCAUGAUUUAAUAAUCACUUUUGCAAUGUCUUCUUCUCUUUAAAAAAUGUUUAUAUAAGUUCUUUGCUUUUAAAAUUUAGGGUUUCACAUCAUUGUACACAUUCCACAAAAUAAUAUAUUGAUACUUUGUAUAUCAAGAGUUUGUAUGAAGAAAGUCAAUUUCAGAAAUGGAUUGCAUUUUUAAGUAGAUGGCCUUUUAAAGAGUAUUGGGAUCUUCAUUACUGGUGUUUUACUUUUAAAUAAAAACUAUGGAAUAUGAUAUCACAUAGAUGCAAACCUGGAAAAUAACAGCAUUUUUUUGUGAAAUGUGCACCUUGUAAAGCACUUCGCUGUUUCUAUGUAAUUGUUUCAUCACCAUCUCGGAUUUAUAGUGUACGUGCUGCUAGAGCAAGCACAACUUUUAUUAUUGUCAGUAGAAGUGGAGGUAACAUAAGUUUAAAAAUGUGAUUUUCAUUGAACACUUACAAUUUAAAAGCAUUUUCUUAGUAAAAUGUUAUCAGUUUUGUGCCUGAAAUAAAUAAUAACUUACUCUAA
Molecule: messenger RNA, 3887 nt
Organism: Sorex araneus (European shrew)
Lineage: Eukaryota; Metazoa; Chordata; Mammalia; Eulipotyphla; Soricidae
Gene: OLFM3
Product: olfactomedin 3
Exons: 6
Coding region: 344-1720 (458 amino acids)
Biological process (GO): signal transduction
Source: RefSeq, a predicted model, not a curated record